GCUGUAGUCUGUACCAGAUAAAUUAUAAGUCAUCUGUGUUUUAACAAACUAAAUAUCAAAUAUCAACAUAACAAAAAUAAAUAGAAUAACCUUACUUUUGUUUCAAUUAAAACCUCAAUUUUGUAAUAAUAUUUCUAGUUAAAACAGUACAAUGAACACAUUAAAAAUUCAACUUCAGUUUGGUGGUGGAGCUGAGUUAUUAUUUGACAAAAUAAAGAAGAGAGAUGUAGAAUUGCCAUCUUUGAAAAAGUAUUUUCCAGAAAGUCUGAAAGAGAAAUGGACGAUAAAAGAAUUAUUAGUAUGGAUGAAAGAUAAUUUAUUGAAAGAAAGGCCAGAAUUAUUUGUUCAGGGUGAUUCAGUGCGACCAGGAAUUUUAGUAUUAAUAAAUGAUGCGGAUUGGGAGCUAUAUGGAGAAUUAGAUUAUGAAGUUCAAGAAAAUGAUGUUAUUAUGUUUAUAUCAACAUUACAUGGUGGAUAGUUUUAUAAAUAUAUAUAUAGGAUUUAAUAAAUGUUUUUUAAUUAA
Molecule: messenger RNA, 523 nt
Organism: Pieris rapae (cabbage white)
Lineage: Eukaryota; Metazoa; Arthropoda; Insecta; Lepidoptera; Pieridae
Gene: Urm1
Product: ubiquitin-related modifier 1 homolog
Exons: 3
Coding region: 152-478 (108 amino acids)
Biological process (GO): tRNA thio-modification; protein urmylation
Cellular component (GO): nucleus; cytoplasm
Molecular function (GO): protein tag activity
Source: RefSeq, a predicted model, not a curated record